AUGAACCCUCAAUCGGACACCUCACUCCCAUCAGACUCUGCCCAAGCAUGCCGCAGUCCUCCAUCCCAGAAGACGACCACGUCUUCUCACAGCAAGACAUGGAAGGGCAAAAUGGCAGCAGGGGCGAAGAAGAUAGGCCUUCCCUUCAGGAAGAAGGCACCAGAUGAGACAGCAUCUCUCCAAACAAUGGAGACGAUCCUGGAGAGCAGCUACAUGUAUGAGAAGCCCGAAGGAUCUACAUUGAUGUCACUAGAGGAAGAAUUCUUACUGACCAAGGCCAUGAAAUAUGCCUCCCAAGUACAACACCAGAAACCAUUGAAGGAGAGUGGGUACGACCAAAUGCUGGGCACAAUGUGGGAAGAAGCAGCGGCAGCCCAGAUAGUUCAGACCCCGGAAGUAACCGGUCAACAGAUGAGCAUAGCCAGCAGUCCUGGGGAGAGCCCGUCGUGGCGAGAAGCGGCGCAACAACAGAAAGAGCGAAGGGUCUUAUUCACAGACAUCAACGAGGAGGACACUGUCCUCUGGUGGUUCACAGGAGCCCAAUCCCUCACUGGAACUACCAACAUAUCAAAUCCUGUCGAGACCGAGCUUGAUCAGGCGAACCACGACCUCGAACCCUUCCUUAACCCCAAACCCACCUUCUACGUCAAACCCCCCUUUAUAUCACAAAGGGAGCUUCAGUGGUGGGUCUAUGAUAGAGAGGACUUCAAACAAAUCUUCGAAGAGUACCGAAGAUAUGGAUCGACGGAAAUCCCUAUCUCUUAUGAUACGAACCCAUUUUUCACCCAACCGACCAUCUCGACCGAUUGGACCUGUGGGUUAGAGCCCAGAUACAAAUCGACAGGCUCACCCGUAUGGGAGCAUAUGCAAACGACCCACCCUUCUUUGAUGACUCCAAUGAAGAAGGUGACGAGUUCGUCCAGGGAUCCAGUAGGGGACCCUACCGACGAAGAACUCUAUAGGAUGAACUGGGACCAGUUCUGGUGGCAUAUGCAUGCCAAACUGCCCUAUGAAACCUACUGGUCCACCACUCCACAGGGGCUAGCCUAUCAAAAAGCGGAGCCUGGCUCCCAAUUAGAAAGGGACAUACUCUUGCAGGAAACCAAGUACAUUGCCAUAAACUACUGGAAUAUCCUACACCCCGACCAACAACUACUUCAAGGAGGCCAUUAUGAAAUCCCCAGUACCGAAGAUUUGGAAUCGGAAUUCUCAAACCUAGGGAUUCUCCAAACCACCACCAUCACCAGGCCUGCAUGGGAGGCACUGCAACAACCCCUGUCUCUGGCCCAGGGAGCGGGCCAGCACCCGCUGCACCUGGAGGUGGAGGUGGAGGACCAGGCAGAGGCAGAGGCGGUGAUGAACCUAUAG
Molecule: messenger RNA, 1368 nt
Organism: Desarmillaria tabescens
Lineage: Eukaryota; Fungi; Basidiomycota; Agaricomycetes; Agaricales; Physalacriaceae
Exons: 5
Coding region: 1-1368 (455 amino acids)
Source: RefSeq, a predicted model, not a curated record